Molecule: messenger RNA, 1384 nt
Organism: Schistosoma bovis
Lineage: Eukaryota; Metazoa; Platyhelminthes; Trematoda; Strigeidida; Schistosomatidae
Source: the annotation of a GenBank genome assembly
UUUACAUUGAUACUGUGUAAUUUUCAUGACAACGCACCGUGGUCCAAAUUAAAUUUAGCUGCGCGUCGCCUGCUUAGUUAGUGCAUCCCAGUCUACCAAUUUGGGUGAUUGAUAAUAAAUAUGGAUGAGAUUAUCCCAGGUCUAUGGCUUGGACCUAUGCCAUUUGCAGAAAAUAUUUCAGUCUUAAAAAGAAAUGGAAUAAUGUCAAUUUUAACAUUAGAUAUCCUGCCAUUAGACUGCAAUGUAUUCAAAGGAUUUAACAUGAAGUUCUUAUAUCUGCGUGACGAGCCAUCCCAGGAUUUGCUGGAAAUUCUUGAAGAUGCUUUAAGUUUUAUUGAUGAAAGUAUAAAAAAUAACUCAAAUAUUUUGGUUCACUGGUAAGCGGAGUAAAUACAUAGUGGUCUAGUUUUUUUAAAUUAAAAACGGAUGAACGGAAUAUAGUGCUAUGGGUGUAUCUCGCAGCGCCAGUGUUGUAAUCGCCUACCUUAUGCGUCAAAAUCAUUUAUCCUAUGAAGAGGCUUAUAAUAUUGUUUCAAGGAAACGGAGUAUUUUUCCCAAUAAUGGAUUUAUUAAUCAGUUAAAGUUGUUUCAUACUAUGAAGUGGACGGUCAACCGUGAUUCUCCAUUAUUUCAACAAUAUAUGACGAAAAGAACCUUCUCAGUUUUUACGGAUUAUAAUGGUGAUCUUUUAGAAAGUCAAACAGUCUAUCAGUUGCACAACACACCUUCAAGUUUUAGAUGUAAAAAAUGCAGACAAGUGUUAUUCAAUUCGAAUCAGUUACGUAUUCAUCAAAAACCGGAGAUAACACCUAACCCUCUUAUAAAUUCUACAAAAUCCAAGAACACUGAUAACGUAUCUAGUGUAUUAAUCAAAGGUGUUUCAUUAAAUAACUCUCCUUUACAAUGUGAUAAAAAUGAAUUGUUCUGUGACCCAUUGGAAUGGACAUUGCACAGUACUAGUGAUGUUCAAGGAAAGCUUUAUUGUCCUGGAUGCAACGCUAAAGUUGGCUCUUUCAAUUGGUGUGGCGAACCAUGUGUAUGUGGCACAUGGGUAGUUCCAGCAUUUCAUUUCAAUCGUAAUCACAUUGAUCGUGUACCAAUACGUUCGAGAAAUGUGAUUAGUAUUCCAUCGAAGCCUGUAGAAGACAACAAUUCCCUCGGUACAAAUGCCGAUAUGAAUCAAUCAUAAUCUUAUCCACUGUAUCUUUCCUCUAUCCUAUAUUGUUCUGUCUUCUUUGUAAUAUAUGAGCGCGCAUUUACAUCAAACUGAUAGUUUUCUCAAGUUUCCUCCUCUUUCCUUAAAUACAAUUUAAUAUCUUCAAGAGAUUUAUUUCUUAUGAUUUAUUUGAUUACUAUGUAUAUUUUCCACUUUGUUUUAGAAUAG